GUUUCCCUCCGGCGAGUCGGCGCGAGGGUGAAUUUCCGUUUCCGGCGGUGUCCAAGCGGACCUAAGGAGUCGCAGUUGUGAACAGGUUAGAGUUACUUGUUAUUGGUAAAUAGCCACUAUGGAGACUAAGGACCAGAAGAAACACAGAAAGAAAAACAGUGGACCCAAAGCUGCAAAGAAAAAGAAGUGGCAUCUGCAGGAUCUCCAGCUAGGAGACGAAGAAAAUGCCCAGAAGAGAAAUGCCAAUGCUUUUGCAGUUCAGUCUGCUGUGUGGAUGUCUCGAUCCUUUCACAGGACUCUGGAUUUGAAGACACAAAAGCAUCAUAUUCCAGUGGUUGAUGGAACUCCACUAGAGCCGCUACCAAUAGUGGUAGUGGUGACGGGGCCUCCAACGUUGGAAAGAGCACUUUGAUAUAAUGCCUCAUUCGGAACUUCACCUGGCAGAAGUUCACCGAGAUCAGAGGCCCUGUGACGAUCGUGUCAGGUAAAAAGCGCAGACUCACCAUUAUUGAAUGUGGGUGUGACAUUAACAUGAUGAUUGAUCUGGCUAAAGUAGCAGAUCUGGUACUGAUGCUUAUAGAUGCCAGCUUUGGGUUUGAAAUGGAAAUGUUUGAGUUUCUAAACAUCUGUCAAGCACAUGGCUUUCCUAAAAUUCUGGGAGAUCUCACCCACCUCGACUCCUUCAAGCAUAACAAGCAACUGAAGAAGACAAAGAAGCGAUUAAAACACAGGUUCUGGACAGAAGUUUACCAGGACAAGGUGGGGCUCACCUAUGAGCUGGUCCAGAGUCUCAUCUCCACCUACUCCACCAUUGAUGCCAAGAUGGCUUCAAGUCGAGUGAUGCUGCUUUCCAAUUCCAAACCACUUGGGUCAGAGGCUAUAGAUAAUCAAGGUGUCAGCCUCGAGUUUGACCAGCAGCAGGGGUCGGUGUGUCCCUCUGAAUCUGAGAUCUAUGAGGCAGGAACUGGGGACAGGAUGGCAGGAGCGCCCAUGGCUGCUGCUGUACAGCCUGCUGAGGUGACUGUUGAAGUUGGUGAGGACCUCCACAUGCACCACGUUCGUGACCGGGAGAUGCCUGAAGCUUUGGAGUUUAACCUUUCUGCCAAUCCAGAGUCAAGCACAAUAUUCCAGAGGAACUCUCAAACAGAUGCUUUGGAGUUUAACCCUUCUGCCAAUCCAGAGGCAAGCACAAUAUUCCAGAGGAACUCUCAAACAGAUGUUGUAGAAAUAAGAAGAAGCAACUGUACAAACCAUUUGUGAAGAAGGCCAGGUGUGCUGGCUCAUACCUGUAAUACCAGUACUUUGGAAGGCUGAGGCAGGCUGAUCACCUGAGGUCAGAAGUUCGAGACCAGCCUGGCCAACACAAUGAAACCCUGUCUCUACUAAAAAUCUGAAAAACAACAACAACAACAACAACAACAAAAUUAGCCGGGCGUUGUGGCAUAAGACUGUAGUCCCAGCUGCUCGGGGGGCUGAGGCAGGACAAUUGCUUGUUGAAACAGGUGUCCUUUCCUCACUUUGUUUUUGUUUACUUUGUUGAAGAUCAGUUGGCUGUAAGUAUUUGGAUUUAUUUCUGGGUUCUCUAUUCUGUUCCAUUGGUUUAUGCUCCUAUUUUUAUACCAGAGCUUUUGCACUGCAAAAGGAACAGUCAGCAGAGUAAAUAGACAACCCGAAGAGUGGGAAAAAAUAUUCACACUCUGUACAUCUGAGAAAGGACUAUAUCCAGAAUCUACAGUGAACUCUAACAAAUCAACAAGAAAAAACAAACAAUCCCAUCAAAAAGUGGACUAAGGACAUGAAUAGACAAUUCUCAAAAGAAGAUACACAAAUGGCCAACAAACAUAUGAAAAAAUGCUCAACAUCACUAAUGAUCAAGGAUGGGUACACCAGAAUCUCACAAAUCACCACUAAAGAACUUACUCAUGUAACCAAACACCACCUGUUCCCCAAAAAACUAUGGAAAUUAAAAAAAUAGGUUCUUUGUCUUCUGUUAUUGAGUUUUAAAGAUUCUUUAUAUAUUUUGGAUAUUAAGUCCUUAUGAGAUAUAUGAUUUGCAAAUAUUUUUUCCAUUCUGUAAGCUAUCUCUCACUUUCUUCAUAAUAAUGUCCUUUGAUGAACCGAUGUUUUCAACUUUGAUAAAGUUCAACUUAUCUAGUUUUUUGUUGCUGUGGUAUUUUUGGUGUCAUAUUUAAAAAUCCAUUGCCAAACCCCAGUUCAUAUUUAUCCCUAAGAGUAUCAUGGUUUUGGCUCUCAUAUUUGAGUCAUCGAUUCAUUUUGAAUAAAUUUUUGUAUAUAGUAUGAGUAAAUUUUUUACGCAUGGUGUGAGUUAAUUUUUGUAUAUGGGAUGAAGCCUAACCUUAAUUUGCCUUUGGAAAUUCAGUUGUCCCAACAUCAUUUGUUGAAGAUUUUUCUUUGCCCAUUGAAUAGACUUGGCAGGCUUGUUGAAAAUAAAUAUUUCAUAUUUAUAUUAUGGAAAUAUAAAUAUUUCCAUAAAUAUAUGGUUUAUGUCUGGAUUCAAUUCUAUUCCAUGUAUCUAUAUACCUAUCCUAUGCCAAUUCCAUGCUGUUUUAAUUACUGUAGGUUUUUGAUAAGUUUUGAAAUGGUAGAGUUUGAGUCCUCCAACUUUGUCUUUGUUUUUUAGGAUUUCCAUGUACAAUUCUAGGAAUUUGAGAAUUGGUAUUUCAGUACCAAUUCAGUACUGUUUCAGUAAAAUGACUGUUGGAAUUUUACUAAAUAUUGUAUUGAAUCUUUAGACAGCUUUGGUAGUUCUGCUAUUUUAGCACUAUUAAUUUGUCUUCAAAUCCAUCAACACAGGGUUGCUUUCAAUUUGUUUAGAACUUGUUUAAUUUCUUUCGGUGAUGCUUUGCUCUUUUCAGUGUACAAGUGUUCACAUUUUUCAUUAAAUUUAUUCUUAGGUGUUUUGUUCUUUUAGAUACUAUCAUAAAUGGAAUUUGUUUCCUAAUUUUGUUUUUGGAUUAUUUAUUUCUAGCAUAUAGAGACAUGAAUGAAUCUUGUGUGUUGACCUUGUAAUAUGCAGUUUUGCUGAAUUUUUUAUUAGCUCUAGUAGCUUUCUGAUGGAUUUUCUUCAGUUUUUAAAAUAUAUAUAAUUAUGUAAUCUGAAAGGAGAAAUAAUUUAUUCCUUUCCAGUUUGGAUACCUCUUAUUUGUCUUUCUUGCUGAUUGCUCUGCUAGAAGUUGCAAUGUUCACUAGUGAUUAAAGCAGACAUCCUUGUCUUGUUCCUGAUUUUAAAGAAAAGUGUUCAGUCUUUCACCACUGAAUAGGUUGUUAGCUGGGGGUAUUUUUAAAAUGUCCUUUAUUAGGUUAAGGAAAUUCCCUUCUAUAUGCUCAGUGACUUUUAUCAUGAAGGUGUGUUGAAUUUUGUCAAAUGCUAUUUCUGUGUCAAUGAAUUGAUCUCUUUUUUUUCUUCUUCUUCUUUGCUCUAUUACAUUGGUAAUUUCAGUGUGCUUCUUUACAUUGAUUGGUUUUCUUAUGUUGAACUACUCUUGCAUUUAUAAGAUAAAUUCUUCUUGGUCAUAGGGCACAAUCCUGUUUAGGAAUUUGGUUUCCUAGUAUUUGGUAAAGAUUUUUGCAUUUAUAUGUGUAAAAAAUAUUCUCCUGUAAUUUUCUUUACUUGUGAUCUCUUCAUCUGAACUUACACUAGGGGAAAUGCUUGUCUCAUAGAAUGAAUUAAUAAGUAAUAUCUCCGUUUCUGUUUUUGGAAAAGUUUGCCAAGCAAUUUCUGCCAGUUCAUCUCUAAAUGUAUCCUAGAAGUUACUAUUAAAACCAUCUGGUAUUCGCGGUAGCUCAUGCCUGUAAUCCCAGCACUUUGGGAGGCCAAGGCAGGCGGAUCACGAGGUCAGGAGAUCGAGACCAUCCUGGCUAACACGGUGAAACCCCGUCUCUACUGAAAAUACAAAAAAUUAGCCGGGCGAGAUGGCGGGCGCCUGUAGUCCCAGCUACUUGGGAGGCUGAGGCAGGAGAAUGGCGUGAACCCAGGAGGCGGAGCUUGCAGUGAGCCGAGAUCGCGCCACUGCACUCCAGCCUGGGUGACAGAGCAAGACUCUGUCUCAAAAACAAAAAAACAAAAAACAAAACCAUCUGGUAGGUAUCAUACUUUUCUUGAUUGGGUGGGUUUUUUACUACAACUUCUAUUUCUUUACCUGUUAUUGGUCUGUUGACAUAUAUUUAUUAUUUCUUCUUGAGUGAGCUUAGGUAAUUAGUGUGUUUCUAGAAAAUUCAACAAUUUCAUCUAGGUUAUCUAGUUUAUGGCCUAAUUUGGUCACACAAUCAUUUUUAUUUCUAUAAGGUCAGUAGUAAUAGCCCCAGUUUUAUUUCUGAUUUCAGUUAUUUAUUAUCUCUUUUAUUCUUUAUCAGUAUAGAUUUGUUAAUUUUGUCGAUUUUUUCAUAGAAUCAGCUUUUGGUUUUAUUAUUUCUUUCUCUAUAAUUCCUGCCCUGUAUUUUAUUUAUUUCCAUUUUAAUUAUCAUUAUUUCCUCCCUUCUACUUGUGUUUAAUUUGCUCUUCUUUUCUGGUUCAUAAAAGUUCGAAGUUAUAUUAUUGAUUUGAGAUCUUUUGUACAUUUUUAAAUGUAGGCUCUUACAACUAUAAAUUUUCAUCUGAGCACUGCUUUUGCUUCAUCUCAUAAGUUUAGUAUGUUGUGUUAUUACAUAUCUUCAGAUAUUUGUAAUUUCUCUUCUUCGAUCCAUUGCUUGAAAAGGCACUCAUGGUUUAAUUGCCAUAUAUUGUACAUUUUUCAGUUUUUCUCCUGCUGUUGAUUUAAAGUUCCAUUCCAUUGUGUUCUGAGAAGAUGCUUUGUAUAAGUUUAAUGUUUUUAAAAUGUAUUGAAGAAUUCUUUGUUGCCUAACACAUGGGCUAUCAGAGAGAACAUGUAUUCUGCUGUUGUUGGGUGGAAUGUCCUCUGUAUGUCUAUUAGGUAUAGUUGAUUUAUAUAAACACUAUACUUUAAUUCCCCUAUUUCCUUG
Messenger RNA from Pan troglodytes (chimpanzee), 4980 nucleotides. Its product is annotated as arf-GAP with GTPase, ANK repeat and PH domain-containing protein 9. The transcript is spliced from 11 exons. Gene Ontology annotation, molecular function: GTP binding; GTPase activity; U3 snoRNA binding. The coding region runs from base 532 to 1260 and encodes 242 amino acids. NCBI's taxonomy places the organism in Eukaryota, Metazoa, Chordata, Mammalia, Primates, Hominidae. Gene Ontology annotation, biological process: endonucleolytic cleavage of tricistronic rRNA transcript (SSU-rRNA, 5.8S rRNA, LSU-rRNA); maturation of SSU-rRNA from tricistronic rRNA transcript (SSU-rRNA, 5.8S rRNA, LSU-rRNA); ribosome biogenesis. The record is from RefSeq and is a predicted model, not a curated record. Gene Ontology annotation, cellular component: 90S preribosome.